AUGCUGCAGAGGCCAUCAACUGCUUAAAUGCAGCUAUCGAUAUCUACACCGACAUGGGGCGGUUCACCAUCGCUGCCAAGCACCACAUCACCAUUGCCGAGAUCUAUGAGGCCGAGCUGGUGGACAUUGAGAAGGCCAUCGCGCACUACGAGCAGGCUGCCGACUACUACAAGGGCGAGGAGUCCAACAGCUCAGCCAACAAGUGUCUGCUGAAGGUGGCUGCCUACGCCGCGCAGCUGGAGCAGUACCAGAAGGCGAUAGAAAUCUACGAGCAGGUCGGAACAAACACGAUGGAUAAUCCUUUGCUCAAGUACAGCGCGAAAGAGUAUUUCUUCAAAGCCACUCUGUGCCACUUCAUCGUGGAUGAGCUGAACGCGAAGCUGGCGCUGGAGAAGUACGAGGAAAUGUUCCCAGCGUUCACAGACUCACGGGAGUGCAAGCUGUUGAAAAAACUGCUGGAAGCCCACGAGGAGCAGAACAGCGAGGCGUACACCGAGGCGGUAAGUACUCAGGAAUUGGCUACGCCGCUCUCGGGGAUG
Molecule: messenger RNA, 539 nt
Organism: Tauraco erythrolophus (red-crested turaco)
Lineage: Eukaryota; Metazoa; Chordata; Aves; Musophagiformes; Musophagidae
Source: RefSeq, a predicted model, not a curated record